GCGCCGGGGCGGCCGGGCCGGCUGCCCGCGACGCCAAGUUUGGGAGUUGCACUAGUUGGCGGGGCGGCCAUGGAGCCGGAGCGGGGGUCGGAGCCGGCGGCCGAGUCGGCGCUGGAGAAGAACGUGGCCGAGCUGACCGUCAUGGACGUGUACGACAUCGCGUCGCUCGUGGGCCACGAGUUCGAGCGGGUCGUCGACCAGCACGGCUGCGAGGCCAUCGCGCGCCUCAUGCCCAAGGUCGUGCGCGUCCUGGAGAUCCUCGAGGUGCUGGUCAGCCGCCACCACGUCGCGCCCGAGCUGGACGAGCUGCGCCUGGAGCUGGACCGGCUGCGCUUGGAGCGCAUGGACCGCAUCGAGAAGGAACGCAGGCAUCAGAAGGAGCUGGAGCUGGUGGAGGACGUGUGGCGCGGCGAGGCGCAGGAUCUGCUCUCCCAGAUCGCCCAGCUGCAGGAGGAGAACAAGCAGCUCAUGACCAACCUGUCCCACAAGGACGUCAGCUUCUCCGAGGAGGAACUGCAGAAGCACGAAGGCAUGUCGGAGCGGGAGCGGCAGGUGAUGAAGAAGCUGAAGGAGGUGGUGGACAAGCAGCGGGACGAGAUCCGCGCCAAGGACAGGGAGCUGGGCCUGAAAAACGAGGACGUGGAGGCUCUUCAGCAGCAGCAGACUCGGCUGAUGAAGAUCAACCACGACCUCCGGCACCGCGUCACGGUGGUGGAGGCGCAGGGCAAGGCCCUGAUCGAGCAGAAGGUGGAGCUGGAGGCCGACCUGCAGACCAAGGAGCAGGAGAUGGGCAGCCUGCGCGCGGAGCUGGGCAAGCUGCGGGAGAGGCUGCGGGGCGAGCUCAGCCCGGACGCGGAGGAGGAGCCCGAGGCGGAGCUGGGCGGAGAGGAGUGUGUCUCCGACGCGGAGAAGGCAGCCAUGGAUCUCAAGGACCCCAACCGCCCCCGGUUCACGCUGCAGGAGCUGCGGGACGUGCUGCACGAGAGGAAUGAGCUCAAGUCCAAGGUGUUCUUGCUGCAGGAGGAGCUGGCCUACUACAAGAGUGAAGAAAUGGAAGAGGAGAAUCGGAUACCCCAACCUCCACCCGUCGCACACCCGAGGCUGUCCCCCCAGCCGGAGUCUGGGAUCAAGCGGCUUAAAGAAGGUCCUUUAAGUGACGGGUUUAGCUUCUUCUCCCGAGAUAAGAAGCGCCUGGCCAACGCGCAGAGGAGCGUGCCCGUCCACGAGUCCUUCGGCCAGUGGGCCAGCACCCAGCGCGACGACGGUUACACGGAGCAAGGACAGGAAGCCCUGCAGCACCUGUGACCUCGGGCCUACCAGAGACUACGACCACACCUGCAGCCCAGGGGUCCCCGCCUCCAGGCUCGCCCUCAAACAAACCGCUUUGGGGACAGGCAUUGGAACACUGAUGCCGAACUCUACAGGAACGAUUGUCUAUACGCAGGGCUCUCUCCGUUUAUACUAGACGACUCUGAUCCCGUAGGAUACGUAUUUAAUUACUCCGUGGACUGAGGCCAGACUUCUGCGUUAACUUCAGUAACACAGCUUCUUUAAGCCAAAUACAGGAAUUGCCACUGUCACUGCUGUUCGGCUUGCUUGGUGUGAAAUUCUGUGUGUAGAGGUUUUAUGGCCACAUCUGUCCUGUAGUGGGAGGCAGGAAACGGGUAGCUGGCGGUCCCAGCAGAUUGUGUAGGACCCUGACUGGACAGGCAGGGCCUCUGAGUCACAGAGGGGCUGGCCCGACUCCAGCAGGCCACCGGAAGCCACGGGUGACCGUCCCCCAACGCCUGCAGCAGGUGGGCCCGCCGAGGCAGGGGCUGCGCACCUUGGAACCUGCUGUGAGUUUGCAGUGCUAACCCAACAAAGUUGCUGAGGAUAACA
Messenger RNA from Lepus europaeus (European hare), 1881 nucleotides. It is a transcript of the gene RILPL1, whose product is annotated as Rab interacting lysosomal protein like 1. The transcript has 8 exons. Gene Ontology annotation, molecular function: protein dimerization activity. Gene Ontology annotation, biological process: cilium assembly. The record is from RefSeq and is a predicted model, not a curated record. NCBI's taxonomy places the organism in Eukaryota, Metazoa, Chordata, Mammalia, Lagomorpha, Leporidae. Gene Ontology annotation, cellular component: cytoplasm; ciliary basal body. Bases 70 to 1305 code for a protein of 411 amino acids.